Caenorhabditis auriculariae is the source of this 3103-nucleotide messenger RNA. Lineage: Eukaryota; Metazoa; Nematoda; Chromadorea; Rhabditida; Rhabditidae. The record is from the annotation of a GenBank genome assembly.
AUGCGCUGGCUUUUAUUAAUUUCGGCAGUUGCUGCUUUAAGCGUUGCCCAACAGGACUGGGACGCAUCCAACUUCCCGAAUCCAGCCAGCGAUUUUCAAAAGUAGGUUUGAGUCGAUUCGCAAAAUUUGACCUCAAUACCAAAAAGCCUAUGCAUUUUACGAACAAGUACACAAAAAUAUGAUAGCUCAGAGUGUUUUAUCGCACGAAAAAAAAUCUACUUGACAAGGAGAAGCUCCGAAAAUGAUUCUUUGAAGUUUCCUUACCAAAUUGUGGUUUACCAAAUACUGCUACUUACUAAUGAUACAUAUUCUACGACAAGGGCGAUUUUUGCUUUUACGAAGAGUACUGUAUGUGAAAUUCCGCAUUUGGCGUGUGCACUUUGCGUGUUUGCACAUUUCCGCUUUUUUCCAUUUUUGUUCUAAAUCUCAUCGAAAGGAAAUACAACUAUAGGAAAAAUUUUGAAUUAGAUCAACUAUUCAUUCAGACUCAUUAUAAAACGCGAAAUAAAAAAUUUUUAAAUAAAGAUGGAAAAAGGAAGGAAAUAGACCACGCGCAAUGUGCAAACACGCAAAGUGCACACACCAAACGUUCAAAUACAGUAAUCUUCGAGAAUGAAAAAUCGCUCUUUUCGUAGCACUUAACAAUAGAAAACUCUAAAUUACCCCUUAUCCCACAAAUGAAAAUGAACGUUACAGAUGCCAAAUGACUGGUGCUUCGAAUCUUUGCGACCCCGAAGGUCUUCUUUCCCCAGAAACUCGUACCCAAGUCGACAGCGAGCUCAAACAGUUUGAAAGUCGCACGAGAAAUGUUCGUUUUCAUAGGAAUUACGCGCCUUUAGGUCUACCAUAUCACAAUUUUUUCAAAUAGGGACUUCAACUCAAGGGCUUGAAAAUGAACAGUUAAGUUCAGGACAGUGGACGAACAUUCUGCGAGAAGCGCGGAGUGACGCCAGUGAUGGCAGUUUUGCGGAAAGUCCGCGGAGGAACCCCCUCGGUUUGUGUUUCUCACUAAUUAAUUCCAAAAAACGAACUUUGAAAGUUGAUUUUUAAACUACAGGAUGAGCGCCAAUUGGCGGCCGAUCUCCUCAACCGCUGGUCUCUGGACGAACAGUGCCGAAAAGCUCUAGCGAUGGUGGUGAGUUUUCUCAAAAAAACUCUUUUUUUUCUAAGAUUAAAGUUCAUGUCACCGCGUGUAGUCAUUUAUGUGGUAAGACAUUUUAUUUUUUCAAACAAUUCGUUUCUUUAAAAAAAUUAGGAAUUAGAAGUCCAUGUCAAAAAUUAAAAAAAGUCCCUGUUCUAGUUAUUUCAAUUCAUCGACGGCCAACCCUGAAAUGACUGGCAAAAAAAAAAAAUGGAAAAAGUACCUGUCAAAUUUUCGUGAGUCGAUUUAAUGGUCCCUAUAUUUCUAUCCGAUUCUUCUUCGGUUUAACUCUGAAAUAAAAAACCUAAUUAAAAAAAAUAUAUUGCCAAACCUUCCAUGAGGUUAUAGGAGAGCCCUGACAGGAAAUGAGACGAAGAUGAACUAAUAAAAUAAAAAAAUGAAGAAAUUCCACGUUUUUUUCGAACUUGCGCCCUCUGAGGUAUUAGGGAAACUUAUAUUCCAUAAUUUUUUUUCAACGAAAAAAACAAAACGAUUUAUCAUUUAUCACACAAAGUCAAUCACAAAGUUAAAAAAAUAAUAAGAUUUCUUCAUUUAAAUGAGUUUGCUGAUGCUCUCCACCGAAAUUCCUCUCCUUCAUUCUGAAAAAGUAAUAUUUCUCUCAAAAAACGGAAAUUUUGUCUAGACCUCGAGAAGUUAUAUGAAAAUUCCGUUUUUACAGCUCUCAAUGGACGACCACAAGCUUUCAAUCGCACGCCAAGAAGGUGUACCAAUUUCUGACAACGAGUUUGCGCAUAUUUUUGAGCAACAAGUAAGAAAUUUUGAGUGAAAAAAUGACCAAAAAAUGAUUACAGAGGCCACUUUUCGAGAAGCUGGAUUAUAAGCCAGCCCUCGUCAACGUUAUUCAGUCUAUGAGGUGAAAAAUAAAUUUUUUCAGUGGAAUAUGUAUUUUUUUCAGAGAAAGAGCAUUGAUUCCACUUGACGCGGUCAACAAAACCAUUAUUACUACCAGAAAUCGUACGGUGACGGUUGACGAGGAGACGACGACUAUUCUAGGUUCCUAUUUGAUGGAAUAACUAGAAAAAAGAAGAUAAAUAAAAACCGAAAAGUUUGAAAAUUUAUUAACGAAGUAAAGCAAAUAAGUUAUUUUCCUAGUGACUUUGACGAUAUUUUUCUUCAAAUACUUUUUUUCCUGGUUGAUUUUCACCCUUCACUCACCUUAACUCGACAAAUUAAUUUCAGCCGAAGAAUCGUCUUCGGAAUGGUCGUUCCGCGACUUUCUGCUUCCUUUCAUUCUUCUUCUGCUUCUGCUCACACUCUUCCUCGUCGGUCUUUGCUGUUUCCUUAAACGACGAUCCGCUCGCAGACAUAGAGGUUUAUAAUCUAAAAUAUAACCACUACUUUCUCUCUUCGAAGGCUGCUGAGCAGGAGGAUUUUUAAAAAAGCGACAGAAGCCUGUCCUAUCAUUCUAACUUUCGAAGUUCAGACUCCUCAAACAUACUUCAAAAAUCUUUAAAAAAUUCGUGAAAAAAAGGCUUGAAAAUAAUCAUUGGGUUUAGAUCAUCGCGAGAUCGGUGUCGUCAACCGCGACUUCGAAAAAGGUUCGACUUGAAAUUUCAUUACUACUAUACGUUCAAAAAAAAAAAUUUUACACCUUAUAGAAGGCUAGUGAUUUUGAUAUAGCUAUAACCGGAUUAGAUUUUGAAUGUCAAGUCAUCACUCAAGCUCCGCCCCUAUGCUAAGAUCAAUGCAAUCAGAGAGCGGUUUUAGGGGCGGAGUUUGCUGCUCACACUGAAAUUAGAAAAGUAUACUUAUUUUGAUUCCCUACAAAAACCCAUUUCAGACCGGCCAGCCGUCGUGAGAACUGAUGUCCGCAACACGCCCUCGAACAGUUACGUCGUCGCCGAGACGACUCGAACUGUCACCGGAGCUCCCGUCAAAGAUAACGUCACUCACGUCGACAACGUGAACCACGUCCACCACCCAGCUUACAUUGAUCGCUAA